Molecule: messenger RNA, 2220 nt
Organism: Monoraphidium neglectum
Lineage: Eukaryota; Viridiplantae; Chlorophyta; Chlorophyceae; Sphaeropleales; Selenastraceae
Exons: 10
Coding region: 1-2220 (739 amino acids)
Biological process (GO): dephosphorylation
Molecular function (GO): phosphatase activity
Source: RefSeq, a predicted model, not a curated record
AUGCGCAACACGUCCUGGCUGGUGCCCGGCGUGCUCAUGGCUAGCAGCACUCCCAAGAGACCAGAGCACAUACAUGCCCUGGCUGCCCUGGGGAUCGGCCUCGUCAUCACCCUGACAGAGGAGGAGCCACUGCCCCCCGCCUGGUUCCAAGGCGGGCCGGCGCGCGCCGGCUGCGGCGCCGUGUUCAACCUGUUCAUCCCCGUCAGAAACUACGAGCCGCCCAGUGAGGGGCAGAUGGACUCUCUGCUGGCUGCAAUCGAGACACACUGGCACAGUCAGCAUGGCGGCCACGGUGCCGGCGGCGGUGGCCGGGGCCGCGGCGUGCUGGUGCACUGCGGUGGCGGCAAGGGGCGCGCGGGGACGGCGCUGGCGUGCUACCUUUGCAACCAGCAGCCCUGCGUGCGCGACGACAGUGGAUGGGCGCCUCAGCCUCCAGCGAUGGCGGCGAAGGUGGCGGUGCGGCUGCUGCGGGAGAUGCGGCCAGGCAGCAUCGAAACGGAUCAGCAGGAGCGCUUUGUUGGGACCUACAGCAAGACUCUAUGGUGGCGGCACCAGCAGACGGCCGUCGGGGUGGACGAGGAGGAGGGGCGGGCAGAGGGCGCAGGCACGGCAGUGGAGCCGCAAGCGAUGCAUAGGCCUCAAUCACCCACAAACGCAGCAGCAGCAGCCGCAGUGGCAGUGACAGCAGCGGGGUCAGCAGCAGCAUCAGCAGCAGACAGCAGCAGGCAGCGCGCCGAAUGUAGUGGCAGCAACGCAACGCCCGCCUCAGACGACAGGCGGCCGGGCCUGCCAGCUGGCGGCUACCCUUCCACGCCGCACCUCCCGUCCAGCCCCCAGGUGGCGGCAGAUGACACCCAGCUGGACGCGGCCGGCUGCUCUGAUCUGUUGAAUGUUGAGGUGGUGGUGACGGAGAAGCUGGACGGCGGCAACUGCUGCAUCCACCAGGGCGCCGUCUACGCGCGCACCCACAAGCACCCCGCGACCCACCCCUCCUUUGGCCCCAUCAAGGUCCUUGCAGCUGCGCAGCUGGCGGACGUCCCGCCACACCACGCGCUGUUCGGUGAGAACAUGAGCGCGGUCCACUCCAUUGCUUACCGGGAGCUGCCAGCCCGCUUCUUCUUGUUUGCUAUCUGGGACACCUCUACUCAGGUGUGGCUGUCCUGGGACGACGUGGAGGGCUGGGCCCAGCGCUUGGGACUGCACACGGCGCCUGUCGUCGCCAGAGGUGUUUUCCGCAGCCUGGAAGAGCUCGCAGCCAGCCUCUCCGCCUCAAUGGCAGAGCCCAGCGCUGCAGACUCCACCGGCGCCACGCCAAAAGAAGGCUUUGUCGUGCGAACCGCCGCCGCCAUCCCUGGCGCCCUGUUCCCGCGCAGUGUUGCCAAGUAUGUGCGGGCCGGGCACGUGCAGACGGACGGCACAUGGCGCCGCACGUGGAAAGCGGCGCGCGUCGUCCAGAGGCAGCCGGCAUCAGCUUCGAUUGGGGCUCUUGCUGAGCCUGAGACGCGUGAGGGGGCUCUCGCUGACGGCGCCAGCACCACGUCACAGGAACAGCACCAGCAGCCCGACGCGGCUGGCCCGUUGGUGGCGUCAGGGCCGGCCGCCGCGGCUCCAACUCAGGCUACAAGCCGCGGCCAUGGCCGCGGCAGGCGCGGGGCACGUAAGGGCAUCCGCGGCGUUGGCGGCAGCGGUGGCGCGCGCCCCGGUGGUGGUGUGAUCAGGCUUCCCCGGCUCAUCAUGCUGGUAGGCCUGCCUGGCAGCGGCAAGAGCACCUUUGCGCGGGCCCUGGCCGCCGCAGGCGGCUGGAGCCACGUGUGCCAGGACGACUGCGGGGGCCGGGCUGCGGCUGAGUCGGCGUUUGGCAUCGCGAUGCUGCGCGGGCCAGAUGUCGGGCGCCACGUCAUCCUUGACAGGUGCAACGCGACAGCGGCGGACCGCCGGCGCUGGUUGGACCUGGGCCUCAUCGGGAAGCGCGACAAGGGCGUGGUGGCCGUUUUCUUUGACGUCGCGGCAGACGCGUGCAAGCGGCGCGUGGCCGCACGCACCGAUCACCCGACCAUCCCCCAGGGCAGGGGCGCGCGCGCUGUCGACAGCUUCGCGGAGCAGCUGCAGCCGCCCAGCACCCAGGAGGGCUUUGAACGUGUCCACGUCAUCCGAAAUGAGUCAGAGGCAAACGCACUGCUGGCGUCCUUGGGGGCGGGGCCUCUUGGGCUGCAGCCGUGA